This is a messenger RNA of Pelobates cultripes (western spadefoot toad), 21973 nucleotides long. The record is from the annotation of a GenBank genome assembly. Lineage: Eukaryota; Metazoa; Chordata; Amphibia; Anura; Pelobatidae.
AUGCACCCUACCUCAACUUUUUACCCUCAAUAUGUAAAAACUGACUCUAUUAAGGUGUUCGAGAAGAUGGUGGAAAAAGAUUUUAGAGAAAAGAUAACGAAAAAGAUUAAUAAAGACAACCUAACGAAAAGAGAGAGAAGUGCACUUAAAGGACUCAGGAAAGCUGAAGAUCUAACCAUCAAAUCAGCAGACAAGGGAGGUGGGUUGGUCAUCAUGAACACCAAAGAUUACACUGAAGAAAACCAAAGACUUUUAGGGGACACUUGCACAUACCUCAAACUAGACAACGAUCCUACCUCACAAUACAAAGAGAGACUUUAAGGAAUACGCGACCAAGGAAAGAUAAUUCAAAUACUUAUACACACAAUUCCAGAGGAUACCGGUAUUUUACCUAAACCACCUGGGAGGCCUAUUAUAUCUGGAAUUGGAUCCCUCACUGCUAAUCUCUCAGAAUACGUCAAUUUUUAUCUGCAAAACCUGGUUCCAUGUCUGAAAUCGUACUUGAGAGACUUUAGAGAUUUUAAAUCUUUUAUCCAAUUUUAACUGGGAAGAGAAUAUGUUUUUAGUGACAGCGGAUGUCACCUCCCUUUACACUGUAAUCGAACAUCUCCAGGGAUGCGAGGCAAUACAAUAUUCCCUAGCCAUCUACUCGGAGUUGAAAAAUUACCAGAUCGACUUUUUAAUCCAAUGUAUUGCUUUUAUCCUCACUCACAAUUAUUUCUGCUGUGAUGACCAAUUUUACCUACAAACAGAAGGUACAGCCAUGGGGACACAAUUUGCACCGAGCUACUCAAACCUUUUUAUGGGAAAGUGGGAAGAAGAGUUCAUAUAGGACCACUGCCCAUUCAGCGCGAAUCUGUCCCUGUGGCAUAGGUACAUAGAUGAUUGCUUCUUCAUAUGGAAAAGGAACCCAGAAUCCCUUGAAAAAUUCAAACUCUACCUCAACAACAACCCACAUCACCUCAAAUUUUCUUUUAACCAAUCAAAGGAGCAGAUCGAAUUUCUAGACCUUAAUUUUUACAUUGAAGGAGAACUCCACACAAAAACUUUUUUUAAAAGUGUCAAUUGCAAUAGUUUUAUACCUUUUAAUAGUCACCAUAAACCCACAUGGCUCAGGAAUAUACCUUAGAAUCAAUUCAGGAGAAUCAGAAGAAACUGUUUAAAAACAGAUAUUUCUAAAGACCAAAUGGGUGAAAUGUACCAAAGAUUCCAAGAUAAAGGAUACCCAGUACCACUCUUAGAAGGUGCCAUGAAGAAAGCCCUGACCAUUCAGAGGGAAGAGACUCUAUGUAAUAAAACCAAAGAUACAGAACCGUUCAACUCAAUCCCAACAUUCAUCACCAAAUGUAACCAUCAAUCACGCACUAUAGAGAGAAUUCUGAGGAAACACUGGGGAAUCCUCAGAAAUGACCCAACCCUCUCUAAACUUCUUGAUACUAAACCAAAAAUCAUAUUCACCAAGGCUCCCAAUUUUCAACUUCUACUGGCCCCCACCAUGAAAUCCUCGAACAACACCAUCGACCAAGAACCUAACAAAGGCUUCGCAAGAUGCAAGAAAUUAAUAACCGGUAAAAUUACCCUUCCUUAGAAACAGUGACCACAAGUUUUUUCAUCUAUGCACAAUAUGGAAGAAUUUGAUUUAAAGACAGAUUUGAACUACAACACCCCAGGAGUAUUUUACCUCAUUACUUGUCCCUGUCCAAAACAGUAUGUAGGACGCACAAAAAGACCGCUUAAAACAAGAAUUGCGGAACAUAUCCGCAAUAUUAAAAAAGGGCCUUCCAACACACAAUCUGUCUAAGCAUUUCCAGGAAUUUCAUGGAGGGGACCCGACGGGACUCACUUUCCUAGCCAUAGAAAAGGUUAACGUUCAUUGGAGAGGAGGCAGUAUAGAGAAGAAUUUAGACCAGACUGAAGCAAGAUGGAUAUUCAAUUUGGAAACUCUGGUCUUAAUGUGGACUUUGAACUUCGUGCAUUUUUAUAGACCAGUCCAAUUUUUGAACUCUUUUUUAACUACCAUUCUUUUCUCAUCUUUUAUUGUCCAUUUUUAUUAUCAAAUUCAAUUUUUUUUUCAUUGUCAAUUGCAUUUUCUUAUUCAUUUUAAUUCAUUCUCCAAUUGUCCAGUCUGUCUGUUUAGAACUUAGAAACAUAGAAUGUGACGGCAGAUAAGAACCAUUCAGCCCAUCUAGUCUGCCCAAUUUUCUAAAUACUUUCAUUAGUCCCUGGCCUUAUCCUAUAGUUAGGAUAGCCUUAUGCCUAUCCCACGCAUGCUUAAACACCUGUACUGUGUUAACCUCUACCACUUCAGCUGGAAGGCUAUUCCAUGCAUCCACUACCCUCUCAGUAAAGUAAUACUUCCUGAUAUUAUUUUUAAACCUUUGCCCCUCUAAUUUAACACUAUGUCCUCUUGUUGUGGUAGUUUUUCUUCUUUUAAAUAUGGUCUCCUCCUUUACUGUGCUGAUUCCCUUUAUGUACUUAAAUGUUUCUAUCAUAUCCCCCCUGUCUCGUCUUUCCUCCAAGCUAUACAUGUUAAGAUCCUUUAACCUUUCCUGGUAAGUUUAAUCCUUCAAUCCAUGAACCAGUUUAGUAGACCUUCUCUGAACUCUCUCUAAAGUAAAGUCCUUCUGAAGAUACGGUCUCCAGUACUGCGUACAAUACUCCAAGUGAGGUCUCACCAGUGUUCUGUACAAUGGCAUGAGCACUUCCCUCUUUCUACUGCUAAUACCUCUCUACAUCUAUUUUUCAUCUCAUCUCCUCCCAUUUUUAAUUGAUCUAGUGAAUGCUUUUUAUUUUUUUUUCUCAAUUUAACUGUUAUUGUGAUCUAUAAUUUUUAUUCCCCAUCUGCAUUUAUCAUAAUCUUUCCAGCCAUCCACUGUCUCAUCUGUGACCUUUUAUUUUUUAGACACACCUUCUAGUCCCUUUCUUUCCAGAUUCCCUUUCUUUUGUUUCACCCCCUUACCCCUUUAUUUAAGACUAUUCCCAUUCCACUAUACUUCUUCUAGUCUAUCCAUUUUCCACUUCCUUUAUUUUUCUUUUCCACCAUGCGUUUCACUGUUCUCUAUUAGGUAGAUCCAGCACCAUUCCCCCUUAAUCUUACCCAUUCUCUAUACAGACCCAUAUAUUUUUUUUCCCAUAAGCUAUCGUUAGCCACUUCUUUCUAAUAACCCGUAGUUCAUUAGGUCUUAACUCACACGCAUCUUACUCUCUUUUACACACCGUUUGUAUUCCACACACACAUACAGAUAUAUUCAACUCCCCCCCUUCUUUAUUCACAUCAUCGCGAACCACUCCCACUAUUCUAAUCCGAUCUUACCUUCGCGACCACAUAUAACUUUCUUCUUCUCACUAUACCGCACUACUUUCUUAGUCAUCCCUUAAGACCACGACCACUACUACUACACAUAUAUCUUCUCAUAUGUUCCUGUCAUUUAUUUCCCUAUUCACAUGCUUCUAUCCUUUAUCUUAGAUAUUAACACUAUGCAUUCUACACCUUCUUCACACACGACUGUGACAACCUUCCACUUUGUGAUUUAAUUUUAUCAUUCUUCAUUGUGUUGUACCACCUAUUACAUAGAUGUAUCUAUUCUUAUUUGUAUCAGUUUUAUUUGUAUUAUUUUCAUCUGUAUUAUAAGUAUUAUUUUUAUUUCUAUCUAUAUUUCAGAAUCUUUAUUCAAGAAUCCAUGCACCAGAACCUCCAUAGACAUUGAGUGUCAAUUAAUAAGACCUAACCCAUUUUACAAUUAUAGAGGGUUCACAAGUAUAGAUGAUAUGUAAUGUCCGAUCUACAAUUAUUCCAUGUGCUGAUGUUACAUGCUCUUAGAUCUGUCUUUCGUUAGGUUCCGAAAAUAUCUGUAUAUAUAAACAUGAAAUCAAACUUUUAUUUUACCUUCUUCAACAUUUAUAUGCAUUCUCAUGAUAACUGUUAUUUUAGAAGUACAUGAUAAUGCAUACAUGUAACCAAUUAAUUCACAUCAACAUUCCUCCAGCAUUCAUACUAGCAGUGGCGUACUAAGGGGGGGCGGGGGGGGCGGUCCGCCCCGGGUGCCAGCCGGGUGGGGGGUGCCAGACCAGCUCCGCCGCCCCCCCCCAUGCUGCAGCCGCCCGAGAGCUCUGUAAAGAGCCUCGGGCGGCUGCAGCUUUGCCCGGGCGGUGCGUCCAUGAGGGCGGACCGCACCGCCCGGGCGCAGCCUGAGGAGAGGCUGACAGGAGGGAGCGCUCCUGUCAGCUCCCUCACUGCAGCAUGGUCCGACGGGUACAGAGAGCAGCUGUCUCCUGUACCCGGCCGGACUAACAGGAAGUGCACACUCAGUGUGUACUUCCUGUUAGUCCGGCCGGGUACAGGAGACAGCUGCUCUCUGUACCCGCGGACUAUACUGGGCUCGGCCACGCUACAGCAAAGGUAGGGGGGGGAGAGAAAGAGGGGGUGAGGAAAAGGAAAAGUGAAAAAGAGGACAGAGAGGGUGAAAAAGGAGUAGCAAGUGAGAGAGGGGGUGAAAAGAGGAGAAGCAAGAGAGAUGGGGGUGAAAGAGGAGAAGGAAAAAAGGGAGGAGAGGGGGUGAAAAAAGGAGUGAGAGGGGGGGUGACAGGAGGAGAAAGGGGGGGGAAAAGGAGAGGGGUGGAAAAAAGAGGAGAAAGGGGACAAAAAAGGAGGGGGGGGUGAAAAAAGAGGAGAGAGGGGGGGAAAAGGGAGAAGGGGGUGAGAGAGGGGUGAGAGAGAGGGGGGUGAGAAAGGAGGGAGGGUGAGAAAGAGGAGAAAGGGGGGGUGAGAAAGGAGGUGUGAAAGAGAAAGGAGGUCAGAAAGAGAAAGGAGGGGGAAGAGAAAGGAGGGGGAAGAGAAAGGAGGGGGAGAGGAAGAGAAAGGAGGGGGAGAGGAAGAGAAAGGAGGGGGAGAGAAAGAGAAAGGAGAGGGGGGGUGAGAAAGGAGAGGGGGGGCGAGAGAGAAAUUAGGAGGGGGGAAGAGAAAUUAGGAGGGAGGGAGAGAUAUUAGGAGGGGGGAAAUAGAAAUUAGGGGGGGAGAGAAAUUGAAAUUAGGAGGGGGGGGGAGAAAUUGAAAUUAGGAGGGGGGAAGAGAUAUUAGGAGGGGGGAAAGAGAAAUUAGGAGGGGGGGUGAGAGAGAAAUUGGGAGGAGGAGAAGGAAAUUGGAGCGGGAGGAGAGAUUUACAUUCAUCACAUACACACAAUGCACCCCUUGCACACAGAAAAACACACAAUGCAUUACACACACAGACACACAUACACAAGCAAUGCAACCGUUACACACAAUGCAUCCCUUACACAGAAACACACAAUGCAUUCAUUACACACACUCAAUGCACCCCUUACACACAUUCAAUGCAUCCCAUACAUACACAGAAACACACCUUGCAGCCCCUACACAUACAAACACAAUUUCACACAAUGCAUUCCUUACACACAUAUCAGGACAUCCCCUACACACUCCACACCCUGUGAACAAACUCAUUGGUGGAACAUGAAGGUGGACCCUGGGACCCAGACCUUGAGCUGUGUAAAGGACCCCAAAAAAAUGGAGCUGCUUCCCGUUCUCCCAGAACAUUGAUUUUUGUGACCACAGUUACAAACCGCCUCCAGAGAGCCUGUUCUGCACCAGACCAGUGGAGCCAGACUGCAGCUAGAGCUCAUCAUCAUCCUCAUCUGGUUGUAAGUAGGCAAUCUAGUAUAUUAUUCGUGGCACUAAGCUCUAAUUUACCUCACAUUAAAGAAACACUAUAGUCCCCAGAACCACUCCAGCUUAAUGUAGUGGUUCUGGUGUCUAUAGCCUGUCCUUGCAGGCCUUUUAAUGUAAACACGGCGGCACUGCAGCACUGGCGUUAGUUAACAUGGAAAAUCAUAUGGGUGGGGCAUUGUGAUGUCACAUGGGUGGGGGGCGGCAAACUUUACUUUUGCCUAGGGCGGCAAAAAUCCUUGCACCGGCCCUGGCUGGAGGGGGCUGUGUGAGCUGUGGCCGCACAGUGUCCCAUGGUAGUUAGGGUGCCGUGCAGCCAGUACAGCUCACACAAGCAAACAGCUGAUAAACUGGCCGCACGGAGGAAAUGUGUAUGUGUGACUGUCUGCCUGUGACUGUAUGUGACUGUCUGCCUGUAACUGAGUGUGUGACUGUCUGCCUGUAAAUGUGUGUGUGACUGUCUGCCUGUAAAUGUGUGUGUGGGGCUGCAGGGAUUUUGUAGAAAGGGGCGGGGGUUUUGUAUUGGGACAGGAGUCUUUACAAAUUGUAAGAAAAAAAAAGAGAACCUUUAAAAAAUUUUACAGGUUUGUUUUUUUUUGGGGGGGGGAGGGGGGGGGGGUGCCAAGCACAGGAUCCGCCCCGGGUGCCAAAUGCUCUAGGUACGCCCCUGCAUACUAGUAUAUGAUAAUAUACCUCACACCAGUUUUUAAUUGUCAUUUAUAAGAUAUUAUUUCCUUGUAUUUCUAAUCACGAUUGCAACAGUAUUCUAAUGUAUAACAAAUUUAUGUAGUUCUUUCUUCCUUUAUGUAUCAUAGAAAUUACACAUGUGUUUCUAUUUAUUAUUGCUCAACUGUAUCAACAAUCCUGUAUUAUUACAGAGAUCAGGAUACCUACACCACAUAUAACUGUUGCAUUUUAUAUUCUACCCAGCAUAUUUGUAUACAUUUUUUAAGGCUCCUUUUAAGUUAACAGUAACUUUUAAAGACACAGUAACCAUCUGUCAUAUUUCAUAUAUCCUCCAUUUAUAUUCCUUAUUCUAUCUAUUUUAUCCUAGAGUUGUAACUUUCCACGUUCAUACACACUGCAAAGCAUUUUCAAGUAUAUUUUAAUAUAUCCAACACAGCUAGGUUGCAAUGCUGCUGCCCAUCCCAUGUGUUCCCUAUUAAGGGUUAAUAAGCAUGUAGGGAUGUAUAUAAAAAAUACCCCUUUCUGUCUCAUUAGAGAUAUUUUGGCCAGAAGCUCAAAGAAGCAAGGUGAAUGGUUAGUGUUAGGACCCACCUAAGAGGUAUGCAUUGAUGUGGCAGGGCUUACCCUCUCAUGGCCAUUGGAGGUAACUCCAUUACGUUACCCUUGCCAUCCUGACACCUUAGCCUGAUACAUUAUGGAUGCAUCCAUUUGAUAUAUAUUAGGAUACUCAAAUUGUAUCAUUGUGGCAUUCAUUCUGCUACUGUGUAUCUCCUGUGUCAGUAUAUCUAGUUCUUUUCCAGCUACUCUACUGGGGUGUACUUCUACACCCCAGAGUUUUUUAUUUUCACCCAGUAUUUUAUUUGUCUGUGUUUUCACCUCCUACUGCACAUUACCCUUACCCAUGUCCGUUCAGUAUAUUUGAGCAUUUUGCCACAUUAUAUUCUUUCAAUGUGGUAAUUGUAGUAUCUAUAUUAAUAUAUUUUUGUUUGUUUAGUUUUUGUUACCAAUAAAGUAUUCCUUUGAUUUUAAGUAAUUAUUGGGACAGAUUUUCUCUCCUGUUUCUGACAUUAACAGUUAAAUUGUCAUGCAGAAAUUGAAAAAUUACUUUUUAGAUUUUAUUUAUAUAAAAUGGAGUUCCAUAUAUGAAUGUUUGAUAUGAAAUGAAAGCUCUGUUUCCCCUGAACAAAAUGAUAUAUAAUAAGUGUGGGUGCACUUGGUAUGAAAAAGGUAAAUUAUUGUUGAACAGACAUAUAGUAAAAUUCUGUGGUUUGUUUACAUUUUGUUUUGCUCACAAUGUGCACAUUUUGCUCAGACCUUAAGGGGUUAAUAAGAAGGGGGGGGGGGGAGCAUCUGUGUUAUUGUGCAGUGGUCCAACAUAUUUUUUUCCGUUAGAUACCUAUUUAACCCCUUAAGGACACAUGACAUGUGUGACAUGUCAUGAUUCCCUUUUAUUCCAUUAGUUUGGUCUUUAAGAAGUUAAUGAAGGUUACAUUGACUGGUGAUUUUAAUCGACUGAGCUGUAUGGUGCAGUAGUAGAUGGACACUAAAUACACUUUAACCUUACCAUGUUAGCCCAUUAGCUCUGUGUAUGUGAUUAUUUCUCUCAUAUGAAUGGUGUUUAUCCCACCCUAAAUGUCUGUAACUUAUAGCUUCUUUAAUAUUGGGUUAUUAACCCAAUAAUGCCUUACCCCUACUGUUAGCACUUGUACACAGCCCCCUCCACAUAUGUACAAACACUAUGCUGUGAACAUGCAUAAAAAAAAAUAUAUAUAUAUAUUGGUCAUGUCUCUUCAGCCAGCCAUCCCCUGCCCCCAACUCCCAGGAGAAUAACAGCCUGCCGUAGCGCGGUCAGGGAGGCGUGACCGAGGGCGGAGAAGCAGGAAAUAAUUCAGGCGACGGCGGAAGUGACCCAGCACGGUCAAAGAAGGAGGAAGGAAGUGACGUCGCUGUGGUCCCGAAACCCGGAAGCGGUGGUGGACUGAUAGUGAGUCUUGUGCUUGCGAAUUCAUUUUGUGUGUGACUAGCGAUUCAGCGCGUGCAAUGUUAGGCUCUGACAUUUACAUUUUGUAGGAUAAGAGGACUACUUGCUUGCAUGUGUUUCUCCUAUCAAUUGGCUAGGCGUCAAACGACUGCUCAUGGGUAUAGGCAGUGGGGGGAUUACAAGUCCCAAAGCUCUCUGCAUAAUACUAGUGCUUCAGAAAGAUGGCGUGGCUAGCACAUAUUGUACUAGUAGUAAUCGUUGUUUUACAAAGCAGAUCAAAGUAAUGUAUUAGUAUCUUAAUUCAGUGUUUGUCGUCAGAGCUCAUCCUUCAUGGUACUUCUAUCUUUGUUUUUGUAAGCCAUUACUUUAUCAAUCUAUGCCAAAGACAUCUAGUACAAAACAUUUUUACCCACUCCUUUUCUUUACUGGCUUAAAGGAACACUGACGGACCGCCUGGCAACCCGACCAGGUAUCUCUGUCAAAUCGCUGCUUCCUAGUACUUGCAAGCACCAUAACCACUGUAGACCCCCACGAACUGCCGCAGCUUGGUCGGGGUCUCACCGUCCUCCACCCACCCUGGACCCAAGACCAGGAUCCAGCUUUCAGUGGGUAAACCUCUCCUAGUCCAAAGAGCGUAGUAGGAACAGCUCUUAUAAGAGCUAGUGAUUAUACUCAGGGGAGUAUUGUGAUAUAGCAAUCCCCCGAGUGACUAUAGUUCUCCAAUCCCCUAAACAUGAGCCAAGACUUCAUGAAGGGGUAAACGAAUCUCUCUCUUUUUAAUGGGAGCCACACUUGGCCUUUUAUGACAAUCCCCAUGCAAGGGGUACCCCACAUGGACCUUGCUGGGGACUCCAACACAAAGACACAGACCAAUAAGAACAGUGAUUAAAUGCUCGACACUCCCAAACAUACAGUCCCUCCUCCCUGCCUGGAAGAUAAUUGGAUCAGUAACUGUACUAAUUAUAAUCCAAUUAUCUCCAAGCACAGAAAAAAACAUACUUUUUUUUUUUUUUUUUUUUUUUAAACACACCAAAAGUACCCUAAAAAUAAAUAAGUCCCCACAAAUGUUACAUACCCUGAUCUGGGUGACCAACAUAUCCCAAAAUCACACAGAUCAGUUCCGGGGUUCAGGAAUUUCCUGGAAGUAAUUUCUUUUUGACCGACCGCAGGCACGGUCCCAAAAAUAGUUCCAUAGAAUUGCGGCUGAGUGCCGCUUGAGAACCGACCGGGAACCGUGACGUUUUCAUACCGAAAAUAGUUCCAGGGCAUUCGUGGCUAAGUCCCCCUGAAGUCUAUUUCAGUUUUGGUCCAUGCGAACAAGAUGGCCGCCACCUCGUGGUCGUCCACAGGAAUUGCGGCCACCCAGACGAACACUUAAACUCCUGCGGUGGAAAUUGCAAUAAUAUAUCAAUUAAGCUUAACAAGCUUCAGGGUGGUCUCCGGUUCGUGCGGCUGUACGGUAAAUUAACCAUAUAGUCCCAAUUGCACAAACAGAUCCUGUUUAAAGUAUUUUAAAAAGGUCUAUUGCAGGGGCCAUAGUCACAGGGUAGGAGGCUGGCAAACAGACCCCUCCAAAAACCAGUGGUGAGGUUACUUUCGCCACAAACACUAUAAUGUCAGAAAUACAAACGUGUAUUCCUGACGCUGGUCUCUGCACUGAAAAGGUGUUUAAAGUCACCUUUUUCACCAAAGCUGUACCGGUUUCGCCACAGCUAGUCCCUCCUGGCUUCCCUCCAUGACUGAGAUCAUCCAUCGUUCUGAUCUCAGCCAACACUUUAGAAAACAUUGGGAGGCUAUUGCACAUGUGAACGAAAAUUAGCAUCAUCUUUAUGGGGAAUGUUCAGCAUCUCCAUGAUAAAGGAAGCACCUCUAGUGGCCGUCUGAGUGACUGCCACUAUUGGUGUUCCUAGGCAGCAAUAUAAACACUGUAUUUUCUUGGAAUAGGCAAUGUUUACAUUAAAAAGGCCUACAUGGGUAUGCUAUAGACUGCAGAACCAUUACAUCAGGCCUGCGCAAUAUUUGGCCUGCAAAAAAUGUUGAGGGCACAGAGGAAAUGGAUUCCGGCAUUAAAAAAAAGGGUAUUUUGUGGGGAGAUUAAUUAUACAGUCACCCUCACCCACACUGUCAUAUACCCACACACUGUCACCCCCCACACACACACACACGCUAUCAUCCACCCACGCACUGUAACUUUCCACAUAUAAUCACAGUCACUUUCCACACAUACAGUUCCCUUCAUACACUGUUACCCCUCUCACACACUGUCACUCACCUUCACACACACGGUCUCAAUCUAAUAAUGAAAGGAAUAAAUUAAAGGAAGGGAUAGAAAGUAAGGGAUGAAAGCAUGGGGGUAAUAGAAUGAAAGGAGAUAAAAACAGUAAGCAGUAAAAUAAUGAAAUGAUACAUUUUAAGGAGUAAAACCAUGAACGGAAAUGAUACCCAGUAAGGAGAAAAGAAUGAAAAACUGAUCUACUGUACGGCUAAAAGCAUGAAAAGAAAGUGUGUGUAUAUGUAUAUAUAUGUGUGUGUGUGUGUGUGUGUGUGUGUAUAUAUAUAUAUAUAUAUAUAUAUAUAUAUAUAUAUAUAUAUAUAUAUAUAUAUAUAUAUAUAUUUGUGUUAAGGGCUCAUGAUAGUACAGAAGAUACAAACACUGAUAAGUAUGGGAUAGUGUGAAAGAGCAAGUCGGUUGUGGUGUGCCGGAACCGACGAUGAGGUAGGCCUGUAAAUAAAGAGGGCCCACCAAUAAGAAAUGUAUGAGAAAAAGGAGUUCAUAAAAAGGAGUGGGUGGGAGGGUGAUGCAGCGCUGACCUCGAACGGUAUGGAGCCAGGUAAGGGGUGUCCCUUAAGUAGGGAGAAGGUGAGUCAUACGCCCCUCCCACAAUUACAGGCCAAAAGGCCUUAAUACUUGUGUUAAGGGCUCAUGAUAGUACAGAAGAUACAAACACUGAUAAGUAUGGGAUAGUGUGAAAGAGCAAGUCGGUUGUGGUGUGCCGGAACCGACGAUGAGGUAGGCCUGUAAAUAAAGAGGGCAAAAGUAGAAAAUAUACUUUAUUACGAAACGAGCAGUAUACAUACUUCAACCAGACAUAUCUUGAAAGGCAUUUCUAACUUCUUGUACCGGGUUAGGUAUGUAUCUAGAGUAUGCAGAAGACUUCCAGCGCCCUAGUGACUUGAUAACAUGUACUGGAAUGUUUGCACUGGACGCUGUGGAGGCCGCCCCUAUGCGGAAGGAGUGGCCCGAAUAGUUAGCUGAUUUUAGUCCUAGUUGUGUAAGUAGGGACCUGACGUGGGUCAUGAAGGUGGUGGUAGUGAGUACCGAACCUUGUAGACAGAAAAGUGGUUGAGAUGGUGAUGCUUUGAAAUGCUGAGUAUAGGUGUCCAGUAAUGUGACGGGGCACCACACGUUGUGGGUAGGAUAGUAUCUAACCUCUACCGGGGGUGCGUGUUGAUUGGUUUUGGAGUGAUGCAGAGUUAAAAUAUAGUAAUCCAUGUGUUUCGUUAAGUGUGAAUGAAGCAGAAUGUGAGUGGACUGGGAUGUGUUGAUGGCGGUAAAUUCUCUUGGUCUCAAGAAACCAUAAAAAGCUACGUAUAUGGCGGUUUUUAUAACAAGGUUUGUGUUGUUCGCAAAGGGUUUCGAAUCUAGUAGGCUGGAUAAAUCCUUGAAGAUAUUGAAGUCUAUAGGUAGCCUUUGCGCGGUACGUGGGGGUUCGGAUCUCUGGAUACCUCUAAGGAUGUUUUUUAUCUGGUAGGAGGACAUGAAACUUGUGUUGUUUGGUUGUAAUGUUAGCAUGUGAUGUUGUAUGCCUGUUAGAUAUAGCUUGAUUGUGUUGUAAGAUAAUUUAAGUUUGAGGUGGCAAAAAGAAGCAAAACCUAACAAAGAUGUCAUGAUGAAAGGUUGUGUGACGUUGUGCAGUGACAGGAAUCUUUUAAAUAGAAGGAAAGCCCUGUCAUAUGUUCUCCGGGUAUUGGUGGACAGUGCUAAUUGUGCCAAUGUCCUGCUAUGUUGCAUAAUAGCUUCUAGUCCAUGACUAGCUGGUGGAAAGGUGGAGUGGUCGUGGCUGUACGUGCGGCUGACGGAAGUAUUUGCCGAAAAGCCUGAAAAUUGAAACGAGACAAACUGUCAGCAGCCGUGUUACAAACACCUGGGACAUGGACACAAAACAAGAAGAAGUUAUGGCAUGCAGCCAGCCAGGUGAGUUUCCUCAAGAACCUCAUAAUGGUCAGUGACUUGGAUCGGCCUUUGUUUAUGAUGUGGCAGGUAGCUUGGUUGUCUGAGUGGCAACGUACUGACGAACCUGCCCAUAGAUGCCCCCAUGUCACGGCAGCUGCCACAAUGGGAUACAUCUCAAAUAGAGCUGAGGUAGUGGAAAACCCUUCCAGGUCCUGUACCUCUGGAGGCCAGCUACCCCAAAGCCAUUCAUUCCCGUAAAUUGCUGCAAAACCUGUGGUAGACGCCGCGUCUGACCAGAUGGUAGGUGAGGAGUCAGACAAUUUAGGGAGAAACAUGCUUUUCCCAUUCCAGGUGGUCAAAAAGUUUCUCCACAUAAGUAGGUCUGCCGUGGCUUGGGUAUCCAGUGGUAACCUGUGUGCAUCAUGUCUAAACAGUGGGAACAUGGUUAGGAGCCGUGAGAUGAAAGCCCGGCCUUGAGGUAUAAUGCGCAUGGCAAAGUUCAGUGACCCAAGUAGAGACUGCAAUUCUUUGCGAUUGCAAGUACCGAGGUGUAUGUAGAGGUUAAUGUUGGUGAGAAUGUUCUCUAUCUUGGUGCGUGGCAGGCUGGCUUGCAUGGUGGCUGAGUCUAGCAUGAUUCCCAGAAAGGUGAUGACUGUAUCUGGUCCUUCAGUUUUGGUGGGGGAGACUGGAACACCCACCUGUUUGAAAAGACUGAUGGUUGCUAUGAGGCUACUGGGAGGGGAAGUGUUCUCUUCGAUCAGUAAGAAAUCAUCCAGGUAGUGUAUAACUGUAGGGCAUCUGGCUACAUUUAAUAAUAACCAGCAUAAUGUUUCGGCGAAUACGUCAAAAAUGGCCGGACUACUUUUUGAACCAAACGUUAGGCGUGAGAAAAAGUAGUAGUGCCCGGCCCACUUAAUGCCAUGCAGGUGCCAUAGUGUAGGGUGGAUAGGCAAUAAUUUGAAGGCAUUUGUAAUGUCAGUCUUGCUGAGCCAUGCUCCGACCCCUGCCUGCAUGAUAGCUGUAAUGGCGUGAUCUAUGGUGGAGUAUUGAAGUGAAAAUUCCUCAGAGGGGAUAAGGGAGUUCAGACUAGGUGAGGCAGAGGUGUGAGGUGCAGACAGAUCGAUGAUAAGUCUUUGUUUGUGGGAAGAUUUCCCUGUGACAAUACCGAUGGGGUUUGUCCGCCAUGUGGAAAAAGGAGAGGACUGAAAGGGUCCCAAUAGGAAGCCCUCUGCCACUUCUUUGGCUAUGAGUGUGCUAACCGCUGUAGGGUUUUGUUGUGCAGAUUGUAAAUUAGGACAUUCAAGGAUUCCUGAAGGCAUGUGUAUGAGACCAGUAUGGAAUCCUUGUGAUAGACCAGUGAUGAUGAAGUCUACCAAAUGUCUAGAUGGAUGUCGUGACAGUAAUGCCGUGAGUACAGAAAUAUUUAUCUCAGUUAAGUAUUGCUUAGGGUACAUUUUAUUUGGACACAUGGUUUUCGCAUGUGCCCUAAAACAUUUUGAACAUAUAUGCAAUAACCGACAACCGCUGUAAUUACAUGCACCGACAUUGAAAUUAUUACAUAUUUGGGACUUCCCCAAAAACUUGAUAGGUCGACCCAGUUUGUCUUUAGGUGUUCUCUCUGCUGACACAGCGGAGCUAGUGCCCUGCGAGGUGGUAGGUUCGUUCGCAGUGGUCGGACAAAAAUUGGCAGUAUGAGCCAUGGAGGAGCAGUGUGCACAGGCCGGUGCUCUUAGACCUGCAAAGUGCCUGCAAAAAAUGAUCGUAUCAAUCUUACUCCAGUUGGACCUUGUCCCGUACUGUGAGAAGGCGCCAGACACUUUGGCAGAAAAAGAUCUAUGGUAGUCAUAGAAAGCUGACCCACCAUAUUUGUUGCCCAGAUCAACCAGCCUGUGCAUAUAUAAGUCAAACUCCUCACGUCUGUGGGGAUAUACCGUACAGACCACAUCCCGAUAAAUGCCAAAAGCUAAUACAAAUUCAGGAAUGGUUAGCUUCCUAUUUAAUCGUGCAUCCCUGGAUUUGACCACCACAGAAAUAUCGUCAUAAGCGUAGGUCUUAUGUUCCACUAUAUCCUGGGAGGCAAUUAGUAGUGAGGCCAGAUUGACAUCUUUACCUUCCAGGAUAUCUCUCCUGAGGUGCUCAGGAAUCAUGUGGGCAGGGUAAACUUCUUGGUCAUCCGAGGUGAUAGCUGGAGAAACUGAUUGCGACUCCACCACUGAUGGGGGAAUUGCCGUGGCCGGUCCAGCCAUAGUGAGGGCUGUAGUGACCGAUUCAAGUUUCUCCAGCCUAGAAUUGACCUUGCUCAUGGAUGUCAUGAGGGACGUGAGCAUGUCAUGUAUGUUCCUUGGGUGGGACUGGCUCGACCCUUCCCCAGCGUCCAUGUUAUCAGUUGAGGUGUGUAAUAAUUUGUAAAGUUCCGCUUUCCUUGCUGUUGCUGGAAAAGGGAUUUGUCGUCUCCUGAGUUCGCUAGUGAUACGAGGGAUAGUCCAUGAUCUGAAAGAUGCUGGACUAGCCGUAUCUUCCUCCUGUGAUGGGGUGUUGGUUCUAGCCGGAGUCCUUGGGAUGGAGAAAUCCUCUACCCCUUCUUGAGACAUACUAGAUUACAAAAGUAUAUGGUUAGCAUAAAACCCCCCGAGGGGAUGUACUGGCAGGCUAAUUAUGCCGGAUAGGCGAAAAAUUAAAACUUGUUCUUUGGUGACAGGUGAGGCCCUGCUAGUUGCCAAGUGGCUAUGAGAGGCUCUAUCUAUGCGUUGGCGCGAGGGGUUAUUGAGGCCACCCGACGUAGUGGCAGGAAUUCGUAGGCCUCUCGGUGACAAUACAAGAAAACAGGGGAAGGGAGUGACAGGUGGCACCCUCUCUAUAAUGCGAGGCGGCUAACUCACGUGUGGCCCGGGGGGCAUUACCUCCGAAACGUUGAGGCGGGGUGUUGGCCUCGCGGACCACUAAACGAUAGGCAGAAUGCCCGGAGGGGGGAUACCUAUUUGGGCCUAUAACCCCUAAAAUUGCCAGUACUCUAUGUCCUAAGUAGAGGAGGAACCAUAUGUGAUGUAUGGCGUGAGCAGGCUUAACGUACCUGGUAGUAUGUAUGCGUUUGAUAAGCGAUAGGUAGAGAAAAACUGGAAAAAUCCUAAAGGGAUAGAAAACCAAAUAUGAUAGUGUGAGAAUUGGAUCCUAUGAUACCAAUUUAGACUAGUUAUAUGUGAUGAGUUCUAGUAGUACAUAUGGAAAGGGAAUACAUGAAUGAUAUUGGCCCGACUGGCCCUGUAUGUGGUAUGGUAAUCAUGCUUGGGGGUGUGUAUGAUAUGUCUCUGGUGACCAGAUUAAUGCGUAUGAUAUAGUAAUGCUAGUGUUUGUGGUAUAAUAAGGUGCAGGAUUUAAAACAAUACCGUAUAUGUUAGGCCGUAAACGUAAGCCAUGAAAAGAGGUAAGUACGAGGUACAGAAAUAUUUGAGAAGUUAUCCCAAAAUUGGAAACAACGUGACGUAUGAGUGGUUGAAUCAAGACGUGUGAUUCAACCCGAGAGUUUGUGAGAUUUGUGAGACCGUGUUCUUGUGUACUUGGUAUGUCGUUUGAGUACACAAAGAAAAAGUCAGAAUAUAUAAGUGCCAUGUAAGAAACGUGAGUACAUGGUAUGAUAGAAACGUAAUUUCUAAACAUAAUUUAUAACGUAAAUCCUACAAGCGACAUCUGUAAAAUGUAAAGGCUUGUCUAAGCUUAACUCCAUAAAUAUAUGUAUAUAACAUGAAGAAUUUCAAUAAAACUUUAAUAAUGCCAUAUCUGCUAAGAUUAAACCAUAACCUAAAUAAAUACUUAUUCAUAAGUAGUUAACAGGGGUAUUGCCCCAGUCAUAUGCAAGGAUUUCGUAAUUUGCAUAAGCUAAAUAACAGUAAAUGACAUGAAACCAAUUAUAGCUGAUGAUAUGCAGAACGAAUUUGCUUAAUACAAAGAAAAACCGAAACCGAUAUGCCUGCCGGCAGCAAAGGGGUUAAUAUGCCUGUGACUUGGCCGUAAAGCGUGUGGCCGUAAAGUAAGGCCGUUUUAAAUCGCGACGCCGUGGGAAAUGAUCCGGGCGACGGACUUACGAUUUUGAAGUCCUGUGGACUUAAUCUGCGACGAAAACACCGGGUAUGUGCGCGGCUGAACGGGCGGAAAACCUGUAAGGAUUCCUGGACACAGCUACACCAAACGAAAACCGCGGGUUUUUUGAAAAGCAAGAUGGCGCCGUACGUGAACCGGAAGUGGAUUCUCGAUGCAGCGCUGACCUCGAACGGUAUGGAGCCAGGUAAGGGGUGUCCCUUAAGUAGGGAGAAGGUGAGUCAUACGGCCCUCCCACAAUUACAGGCCAAAAGGCCUUAAUACAUAUGGAGUAAAACAAUGAAAUAAAAGGACAAACACUAAUACACUAAAACAUCUUUGCGUUCCGAAGAUGUUUAGACAAUUUUAAUUUUGACCCCUACGUACUGCUAAGUUAUGCAGGUCUGUACUGGUUCUAGUGACUAUAGGGUCCCUUUAAAGUAAAACUUCAGGCAUUUACACAACACAAGUGACCUUAUUUUUUUGCAAAACUAGAGAUUAAAAAGUAGAGUGAAUUUUUUUAAAUUUUUUUUUUUUUUGGCAGCACAGUUUAUUUUAGAUGUUCUUUAUUCUGGCUCUGUUAAUUGAAAUUUAAAAGACCACUCCACACACUUAUUAAGCAUUUUAGGGGGCUUUCCUUCUGCUGACGUUGGCUCCCCUGAGCUAACAGAAGUGGCAGGCGCGCUUCACUUGAGUGUGCCUGACUCCCCAUGCAUACCUCACAUCAGCAUGCUUAAGUGCACGGAGGAGACCUUUAGAGCUCUCCGGGGGGAAAAAGGGGAGGGCUUGUAAAGGCCGCAGUUCAUAACAACUGCAGCUAUUGCAAACUGUUGUAAGAUAUACCCCAAAUAGGUAAUAUAUACUGAAAAGUAAUUUCUACCUUCUUCCUUUAAUCACACCUUCUUCCUUUAAUCACACCUUUAACAGUGCAGGAGAUAAGAAAUGUGUAAUUAAACACUAUGCAAUAAAGGAAGAAAUUGUUAGGGAGUCUUAGCAAGGCAAGGUGUGACUAUGGCUCCUGAAUUGCAGAAAAUUGUAUAAUGAGAGAGCAGUUGCCUGAUCUAUACACCAAAACCACUUCAUUAAACCAAAUGUUGUCUUGAAGUUUAAACUGUCCUUUUAAGUACUGCAGUUAUACAAUACUUAAUCAUCUAUUCUUGUCUAGUUGACGUACCUUAAUGGAAUAAUUAAAAGUGAUACUCUAAGCACUGCAGCAUGUAGUACUCUAGCACACCCUCUUUCUCUAUUGUAAGUAGCCAUGCAAUUUUUAGAAUGGUUUACACUCUUACCUGGGGCCCACUGGAAGCUCCUAAACAGGGUAUGCUCGCUGGGUGUUUGCUUUAGCUGAAAUCUGGGUGUGAUUCUAAGCAGGAAAACAUUUUUUUUGAAAAUGUGGGAUACUGACCAGGCUGUCACUACAUGUAGUGGAAUAAGGCAUUUGCCCAGGGCAGUAAAACUAAUUGUACUGGCAUAUAAUUUGUUUUGGCCUUUGAAUCAUUAAACCCUCUAUGCCAAAUGACUUGGCAAGACUGUCUAGAUAUGAAGAGAGUUUUAUAAACCUUUUAACAUUUAAGAAGAGGUAAAACCAAUGAGUUCUGGUGUCUCAACAAAAAAAAGUUUAAAUUACAGAGAUGGUAUCUUUAGUGCUAAAGUAACUUUUGGAUAUAUGCACUGUAAAUAAUAGCAUAUGUUUUCUUUUUUUUUUCCAGGUUUAUCCAUGGACAGUGAGGUCCAGAGAGACGGACGCAUUUUAGAUCUGAUUGAUGAUGCCUGGAGAGAGGAUAGACUGCCGUAUGAAGAUGUAACUGUUCCCCUGGUGAGAGAAAUCCACAUCUAUUUAUUUUUUUUUUAAAUCUUUAUUUUUGUAGUGCUAAUGAUAAGUAAACUUGUUAUGGCACAAUAACAAACACUUCAAGAACAGACCAUAUGAAACCAUAAUAUGGCAUUCAGAGAUAUUGCACAGUUUUGAUUGAUACAACAUGCUAGCAAUAGACGUACGUCAGUAGGUAGUGAGGACAAGACUGUCAAUCAAGCUAUACUGACUGACUGACCAUUUGAGUAGUAGUAAGCUGCACAAAAUUACGUUAUUUAACAAGAUAAGAAUGCCACUAGAGUCACCCACUAAAUAAAAUAUAAAUGCUAACUGAAAACAUAAAAAUACAUUCUAAAAGCAGAUAGUGGGUGGAGAGUAGCACAGGGUAUGUAAUACAUAUUUAAUGGUGCCCUGUAUGGGCCUUGAGGCCUAAAAGGGAUAGGACACUGGAUCCUAAGCCCCAGAUUAUAUUUAGCCUAUGCCCAUUAGCCAGUGCAGCAUAAGCAGAGGUUGCUGUAGCCUCCAGUUCAAUAGAGAACCACGCCACCAGCCCCAGGCUCUAACACAGUCCAGCACUUGUUUCUCACUGGUCCGGCCACCUCAAUCGGUCUGGAUGGGGAUCUUCUCUCCGCUUGUGGAUUUCUCACUCUAUUGCAUGCAUCCCAAGGCUGUGAGCUGUGCUUGGUGGGGUUACCCCUUGUAGACUGAGGCCCAGGUAAGUGACUGCAGAUUGCAGGGUGGCUACCCUGGAGAUGAGAUGUCUUUACCCUCCACGUCUGUGUUUUCAGGGACGCGGCAUAGCGGAUCCAUAGAGGCCUUGGUGUAAGGGCAUGUCUAGUUGUGUUCCUGCACCCUUGCAGGGAUUUUUACUCAGAAUGUAGCCACUAUUGGUCAGAGACCCUCUCAAUGCAUUCCACGUGGUAGGCCCUAAAUGUAGAGACCUGUACUGCAGCCAUCUUAACUGGAAGGCCACAAGUGAGCAGCCCUGUAGAUUGUGUAAAUUAGAGCAGCUCUCCAUCUAUCGCUAAGCUGGGUGCACGGGGACUCACAGUGGGGACCAGGAUAUAACAUGCGUCCAGAGCCAGGAGAUCGGCCACCUCUCCCAAUCAGACCGCAGUCUUGUUGUGUCGCAGGGUCAGAGAAGUUCUGCCGGCCAGGCAGCUCUGGAGAACCCAUACAGUAUGGCACAAGUUGUGUCGUUCCAAGAGCAUAAUUAGUUUAGGCUUUAAUGGUACACAGAUAAGGAGCUCACCGAAAGUGCAGCCAUCGCCAUGAAAGUCAGGCCCCACCCCAUCCAGUAUAUUUGAUUACAUUUACAUUUUAAUAGUAAUAUUAGAAAACACUUUCAAAGAAAUUUAGUUUUUGGACAUAUAUAAACAUAGAAGUCAGGGAAAGCACAGCAUUAAAUAAAGCCUUUGGUUUUUCUUUUUUAAAUCUAUUAAUAUUUAGACAUCACCCUGACUUUACCAUCUCAUUAGUACGCUUUCCACUCACCAUAGGUUGACAAGGCCUGGCAACAUUAAACAAAUGUUAUACUUUAAGCCGUAAACUGUGCGCAAACAUGCACAUUUUACAAGCAAAAUAAAUAUGGACUCUGUUACAAUAAACAUAGCCAGACACAAUUUAAAAAUGUUUGGAUUGGUUUAGAACCACUUUGAUCAGGCUUUUAUUUAAGAUGGGCAGUUUUAUUACCAACAAACUAAGGUGUUUUGUUUUUUUUUGUUUUGUUUUGUUUUUUUUCUUCUUCUUUGGCCAGGUAAUGACUAGAGCUGAGCUGGUAAUGAUUUUCCAGAGCAGCUAUUUUGACUAAAUGUUAUUAUAAUCCACAAGAUCUAUAGUAAAUGGGAUAUUUCAUCCCCAAACUGGAGGGGUAGAACAACAACUGGAUGUCCCCAGGUAGUCUAAGCAAAUGCAGAAAGGAUGGAGACCAGGCAGGAUGGUGGUUUCAAGCUAGGCUCUGCAAGGUUUCAUGCCUAUUUGUGGGUUAGUAUACUGAGUCUCCUGUUUCUAUUGGAGUGCAAUCAUUUUUCUAGGUUUAAUUGCAAGUACUGGGCUGGACAAUGAGAACUAUCCUCAAAUGUCACUCUGCAGUAUGGUGCCCAUUAAACAGCUUUGCAUAUUCACAUGCCUCAGUGUUGCUGCAUUGCCAUGCUUAUGUGGCUACACUCUGUGUCUCCCUUGAGUCCUCGAUAUCUCCAGGUCCUACUAGUUGAGGAAUUAAAAUUGGGUACACAUGGAUAUUAGCUCUAUACUGACAAGUGACUGAAAAGCAAAUGGUUAACAAAUUAAAAUAAUUAUUUAGUCCCUCCUACCUUGCCCAUAAAACCAUACCAGGUUAUCCAUGAGCCAGUUUUUCCAUAAAAGUAAACACACAAAAUGCAAUAGCGUGUGUGUGUGUGUGUGUGUAUGUAUUUAUAUUUAUUUAAAUUGGGAGGGAUCUUGUACUGUCAUUAAAGGAACACCAUAACAUUAGAAAUACAAAAAUGCAUUCCUAGUGCUACAAUAGGUGUGUUGUCCCCACCUUCCCAGUUUGCAAUAAAAAAUAAAGUUUUACUUCAUUCUUUCUCUGCCUCCAGCAUGGCCUCUUCCACAGCAUUUUGAGUCAUGGCUCCUCAUUAUGUGCGUGCCUGACAAUUUUUGUGUGUACAUUCAUGCUUCUCCAUAUGAAAGCAAUGAAUUAUAAUUUCCUAACAGCUUCCAUGUCCUGUGACCAAGUUUUACUCUGUUAGCGCAGUGCCUCUAGUACCGGUCUGUAUGAUACCCAUACAGGUGGUAUUAAUCCUGUAAUGUAAACAUUAUUGAAGUUUCUAAAACUACAUUGCAGGGUUAAAAUGACCAUACCACGGGUCAUACCGUCACUUCCAGGAACCCUUGUUCUUUAUGCUGAAGAUCUGUAGUAAUAACUUUGGCUGUAUUUUUUGAGGGUCUUUGCCAUUCUGCAGAAUACAUUUUGGGCAAAUCAAAUGCCUUUCUGGUGCUAGUGGCAUGAUGGAUGGGUAUCUGUCUGUACUGCUCAGCAUUGAGGAGACCAUUUAUUUCUGACCGAAUCUUUUUGUUUGCAGAAAUGCAGCCCAAAACAUGCAAGGGAAACUAUGCCAAUUGUUGCCUGCAGACAUUCAUUUUAAUAGAACUGAUGCUGUUAAGAAGGCAGUGGUAGUUUUGAUUCACUCACCUGCAUUUUGUUAAACUUAAUAAACUAUUUACAUGUUUAUUUUUUAAUGCAUUAUUGCUUUACAGCAUUUAAAAAAAGAAAAAAAUUAAAAAAUAUAUAUAUUUUAACAUCUGCCUAAAACAUUUCCGGUACAUUGCUGUUGUGCUGAUCUGGUAACUAUUGGUUAAACUUACUUAUUCUUAUAUUAUUUAUAUAAAGUAAUAACAUUUUGUAGAAUGUAAAUAAAUACACUUUGCUUUUUUUUCUUCUCUUUAUUUUCUUUUUAGAACGAGCUUCCUGAACCUGAACAAGAUAAUGGUGGUGCAACAGAGUCUGUAAAAGAGCAGGAAAUGAAGUGGGCAGAUUUGGCACUGCAAUAUCUACAUGAAAACAUUCCAUCAUCAGGGAGUUGA